Wyeomyia smithii (pitcher-plant mosquito) is the source of this 5066-nucleotide messenger RNA. RefSeq names its product neuronal acetylcholine receptor subunit alpha-7 (gene nAChRalpha7). The record is from RefSeq and is a predicted model, not a curated record. Gene Ontology annotation, biological process: regulation of membrane potential; signal transduction; monoatomic ion transmembrane transport. Lineage: Eukaryota; Metazoa; Arthropoda; Insecta; Diptera; Culicidae. Gene Ontology annotation, cellular component: neuron projection; postsynaptic membrane; synapse. The coding region runs from base 1933 to 3738 and encodes 601 amino acids. Gene Ontology annotation, molecular function: transmembrane signaling receptor activity; acetylcholine-gated monoatomic cation-selective channel activity. The transcript is spliced from 13 exons.
GCUCGGACGACGACCGCGGCGAACAAUCAGUUGCAGCUCGAGCAUCGGUCCUUUGCGUCAGUUAAUCGUCGCGUUGCGAUCCUGUUGAAGUGGUUCUUCCACUGAAGGACAGCAGACAAGAGAAGAAGAUUUGAAAAUGAGGAAAAACUAACUGUUCACAGCUAGGCAAGAACGCAAGAAUGGUUAGAAACUGCUGUAAGCUUUGUUUAGUAGUGAGUAUAGCAUUGCAAUAGUAGGCUCUGUCUGCGACGAGGACAGCUCGCCAAUCGAUCCGGAUUAAAGCGGGAUACAGUCGACUUCCGUUUGGCCUACUUCGACACAAGAAGAACAGGAGAAAAAAGCUUUUGUUGCAAGUUUCGUCUGCUGCGGCUAGUGCCAUUCGACGUCGCGGUUGUUCAAUGUGUGUUGUAUGUUGGUCAUUACUUUCGCAAAAAGGGUCCUUGACUCGUGCUACAAUUCUGACGCAGUGAACGAGAAAACCAAGAGGAAUACAAAUCAAAAACGGCAUUUACAUCCUCAGUUACUCUGUGCUAGUGUUUCCCAGUGAGAGUUUCCUUCAUUGUGGCAGGGAAACCGGAAAAUUACUGGGGAAACCAACGGAAUUCGCAUAUAUGAUACAAAAAAAUGGAAAAUGCAUUGUAGGAUUGACUAUUGGUAGUAGUAAUUGCAACAGCAGCAGCGACAAAGGAAACGCCUGGUGCUUGGUGACGAAACAAGUGGGGCAAAAUGAGUCAGUCGAGUGGCAGUGUUUAUGGAUGUUGUGUCAUUUUGUGAAUGAAAAUCGAUACCAGCCUAGAGUGUCCGUAAGCAAAAAAGUAACCAGUAGCACACAGACAGCACAUUGAAGUUGGUAUUUUUUUGUUUUCUCCUGUAAUGCUGCUUAACAUCCCGCGAUUGUGCAUCCGAUGUAUUUGUUCGAGUCAUGGCAGAAAGGCCUAAUAUUACUGCACAUCGGAGAAAAACACAAUAAAAAAUUGGCAAUCGCCAGACCGGAACUCGACGUCCUGCCGCCUAUCCAGUCUACCGUGUAAAUUAUUCGUUGUUUCCCUCAAUUUUCGUGGACGGACGUUCAGUUUUUUUCAGCCGUCGCUUUGUGCAUUAUUGAUGGUAGCGAUUUCGAUUUGGAAAACUAUUGUGGCGUUAAAUUAUAUGUGGCGCCCAAUACUCGUAACGGAUAUAAGUGAACAAAAGAGUAAAUAGGCAGAAGGAAAAAAGCCAGUUUGAAAAGAAACUAUUCGCGUUUACGUCGACUGAAGGUGGUUCUUGCGUUUUACAGAAGGAAGGUUAACUGCUGCUUGUUUGAAAAUAGUGCAAAUUCAGCGAUAAAGUGAACGCGAGAUGGCGCUGCAAACUAGUCGACGGGCGCCGCUCUCAUUUCGUCAUCAUGAAAAACUCACAACUAACUAUAUACAAUCACACCACCUCAAUAAACAGUUGAGUGCACCGCUAAAGCAACAGUUUAUUAAACACCAAGUAAACAGCUAGCUACUAAUCAAAAACAGUUAAAUCAAAAGUAAGCAAAAUGUUAAAAUGAGAAAACGAAUACUAGUUACUAUCACUGCUACUACAAUUACUAAACAAAAAUUUGCAUAAAGUAAACCUAGUUAAGGGGCGUUAAAGAUAAAGAAAAAACGAAAAAUCAAAAUAAAAAUAAAAAAGCGAAUAAACCAGCGUCUUGAAAAGAAACAGCCAUCAGAGCAAACCGUUAGAAUCAAAUAUCGAAUAAUAUCAGUCAGUCAAUUUCCGAAUCCAUCCUCUCCCACUUAUCCGCAAUACACAAAAACCCCCGCCCCCACAGAUAACUGGAACGUAUGAUCAUCGUUGUUGCCGUCAUCGUCUGCUACGAUCAUCCCCGCCAAGUUCCCUGUCGUCGCAGUCAUCAUCCAAACUAGACCCUGGAAGAAGUUGGAGCACCGUCGUCCGUUUGUCAACAUGGAACUGGUCACGACGACCGCCACCUUGGCACUGAUGUUGACACUGGUGGCGCUGAUGUUACUGUUGCCUUAUCACGGUGUGGCAGCGGCUCUUACUGCCGAUUUGUCCACAUUGGCCAGCAGCAGUAGCUGCAGCAGCGGACUAACUAUGCUGUACCGGUUCAGUGCCCUGACCGGUCGGCGGCUUCUGCUAGGAUUACCGUCGGCGAUGCUUACACUCGGAAUCAGCUGGAUGCUGGUGCCAUUGCCAGUUGUUCAAGCCGGAUAUCACGAAAAGCGACUGUUGCACCAUUUGUUGGAUAAUUACAACGUAUUAGAACGACCGGUUGUCAACGAGUCGGACCCACUACAACUCAGCUUCGGUCUAACGUUGAUGCAGAUCAUCGAUGUGGACGAGAAAAACCAGCUGCUGAUCACUAACAUUUGGUUGAAACUGGAAUGGAACGACAUGAACGUUCGGUGGAACUCUUCCGAGUAUGGAGGAGUACGAGAUUUGCGGAUACCACCACAUCGACUAUGGAAACCGGAUGUGCUAAUGUACAACAGCGCCGAUGAAGGUUUUGACGGAACUUAUCCAACGAAUGUCGUGGUUCGAAACAACGGUUCUUGUUUGUAUGUACCGCCCGGUAUUUUCAAAUCCACUUGCAAGAUCGACAUCACCUGGUUCCCGUUCGACGAUCAGCGGUGCGAAAUGAAGUUCGGCUCCUGGACGUAUGAUGGCUUCCAGCUAGAUUUGCAACUGCAGGAUGAAUCUGGAGGUGAUAUUAGCAGUUUUAUAACAAAUGGCGAGUGGGAACUACUGGGAGUUCCAGGCAAGAGGAAUGAAAUCUACUACAAUUGCUGCCCCGAGCCUUAUAUCGACAUAACCUUCGCAAUCCUAAUCCGGCGCAAAACGCUGUACUACUUCUUCAACCUGAUCGUGCCGUGCGUGCUGAUCGCGUCAAUGGCUUUGCUCGGAUUCACACUACCGCCAGAUUCUGGCGAAAAAUUAUCACUUGGAGUAACCAUUCUACUGUCACUCACUGUCUUCCUUAAUAUGGUGGCGGAAACCAUGCCGGCCACUUCAGAUGCCGUUCCUCUGCUAGGAACGUAUUUCAAUUGCAUCAUGUUCAUGGUAGCCUCAUCGGUUGUAUCCACGAUUCUGAUUCUGAAUUAUCAUCAUCGAAAUGCGGACACACACGAGAUGUCAGAUUGGAUCAGAGUUGUCUUUCUUUCCUGGCUACCAUGUAUUCUUCGAAUGAGUCGACCCGGAGAACCAUUCCCACAUCCCUGCCGCCAAGCAGUAGACGAGAAAAACAAACAACUACAAGAAGUGGAAAUGCGUGAAAGAUCCUCCAAAUCGUUGCUGGCCAACGUGCUAGAUAUCGACGAUGAUUUCCGAUGCAACCACCGGUGCAGUACACUACCACAUAAUCCAACUUACUAUAGGACAAUGUACCGCCAAGGAGACGACGUCAGUGUCGGCGUAUUAACUGGCGGUGGAGGUAUCGGCGGAACGGACACUAUCGGCCGCAGUGCUGGAGUCGGCACGAUUAGUGCCGCUACCGGUGGCCGUCUGCAUGAAACCGUAUCCUCGCACACCUGUCUAAGCUCAUCGGCCGAGUACGAGUUAGCAUUGAUACUGAAGGAGCUCCGGUACAUUACCGAUCAGCUACGGAAGGAGGACGAAAACGGUGAAGUUACCCGUGACUGGAAGUUCGCCGCUAUGGUGGUUGACCGUUUGUGCCUUAUCAUUUUUACCCUGUUCACGAUCAUCGCGACGCUGGCUGUAUUGUUUUCAGCGCCUCAUUUUAUCGUUUCAUAACAACCAUCAUCACCAUCAACCGCAGCUACAGCAGCACCAGCUACGACAACAACAACCGCAACCCACUCAUCCUACCCGGCAACAACAUCGACAACAAACCAAGUAAACGCCGGCAGUAAUGUUGAUCUUGAGAUCGUUGGAAUUCUUCAUUCCAGUAAUGCGUCCGAAGCAGAAGACCCAACCUCGUGGAUACUCAUAGGAGGAACUCUGGCGUUGGUAGUUUUGGUUGCGGCUCUCGCAUCACUUGCCUUGUUGCUGGCGGCACUGAUGUUGCUGGGCAAUGGGACUCUAACUCAACUGUUUGCGGUGACUGAUAAUAAGUUAAGAAAAUACGUUCAUAUUUUCGUAAAAAGUUUUAAAUUAAUAAACGAUGCAUAAGAGACAUAAGGUCAUGUAAAACAAAAAUGAGAGAGAUAACAGCAUCAAUAAUACCGCUUAGUGGCGGCAGACAUUUUUUCGAUGAAUAUCUAGUCAGAUCAGUUUUUAAAAAAAAAACAAACGAACAGUUUCCUCGGUGAAAUAGUAAUGUGAGUAAUUUUUCGUCUACUUUUUAACUUUUUCCCUUUUAUAGGUGAUUUUGCGUAGACGUACUCCAGUGAAGACCUAUACUGUCAAUAACCAUGUUAGAUAAGUUGACUUGGAAUUACUACUUAUCGCAUACGAACGAUGAAAUGUAGUAACUAACUUGAAUUACAUCCGGUUUCUAUAUUUACAUCAAACGUAGCAUUGCAACUAUGUACAUUACUGAUAGAUUUUGUUAGAACAACACCAUAUCCAGCUCGCUAUCUGGUGUUCCAACUGUUUCCAGGUGUAGUGUAAAUAAUUUUACCAAUGCACAUUUACCACCCAACAGUCUAUAUGUAAAAGUAAUUCAAUACCUAGUUCUACAGUCCCAUACUUAUACUCAUACCUUUUAAUUGCUUCAUUAUUAUUGCUUCCCUUACCUAUAGGUAGGUUUGAUAGUUUCACUUUUUAGUAGCUGGCUGCGUGCUACUAUCAUCCUAAUGAAAACAACAUUCGCCGAUCUCACACAGUGAGGGUGAGGAAUAAAUAAGAGUCGCAUCAAACUUAUUGAAUAUAUUAGUUAAUAAUAUGAUAACAAUGAAUAAUGAACAAAAUAACUAGUGAAGUUGUAUACCCUAAGUGAUCUUUUUAUACAUAAUGAGACAAAAGGCACGAGUUAAUCUUUCAAUUGUUGAUAGGCGGAGAUUAACGGAACUCUUUAGCUAAUAUGUAGGUUGUUGAAUAUUAAUGCUAUAAUGAAUAACGUAGUUAUGUAAUGCUUAUAAUAACAUAAAGAAAUAAAUAAAUAAAUAAAUAUCUAUAUA